AUGGAUGAAGUGGAAAUUCGAAAUAUAUUGCCACCAACAUCUUCAUCAACAAAUUUAAUAUGUUCAUUUCAUGUUAAAUUUACUAAUGAUAAAGAUCUUAAUCAAUGUUUAAAAUUAUUAUGUGAUUAUUUUCCAAUAAAUAUCUAUUCACCAAAUGAUUUUAAUAUUCGUAUUGAAACAACACAACCAACAAUGUUUCAUUCAUUAUUUUUUAAUAAAAAAAAAGAUACAUUAACAUUAGAACAAUUAACAACAAUAAAAAUAUUUCAACAGAUUUUAUUCACAACGAGUACAACAAAAUACUAUCGAUGUGAAGAUUCACGUUGUACUGUUACUGCACGUACUGAUCUUGAAGAUAAUAUUUUGAACAUUAAAGGUGAUCAUUGUCAUCCACCUGAACCAGAAGAAAUUCAAAUUCGAGUGUUCAAACAAGUUGUUAAAGCACGUGCUAUAAGUGAAAGUACACCUAUUCCACAAAUUUAUGAUGAGGAAGCAGCCCGAAUCAAUUUAUCAACAUUAGCAAUUGCUGCUUUACCAUCUCAGGGAGAACUUGUGUAUUUUGUAGCGUUUGUGUGUGUUUUUGCUCUGUUGCCUGAUCGAAAAAAACCUACAUAUAAAUAUUUAUUUCAUGAAUUACGUAAUAAAGCUGCUCAAUUAAAUAUGACUUUUAAUCCAUGUACUAUUAUGUCAGAUUUUGAAGGAACAGUAGCUGAAAUACUUAAAAUUGAAUUUCCUAAUAGUCAACAUGUCGGCUGUUUCUUUCACUAUACGCAGUCUAUAUAUAGAAAUAUCCAACAACUUGGAUUAUCUUCUCAAUAUGCUGCUGCUGAUGAAAUUAGAAAUACUUGUCGAAAACUUAUGGCACUUGCUUUAAUGCCUAUUUCAUUAGUUCUACAAGCAUAUGAUGAUCUUCAUGAUUCAGUUCUUGAAUCAUCAUCAACAACAUUUGAUUCUCUUAAACCUCUUUUUAGUUAUUUUGAGAACCAAUGGAUAAAAAAUGUAGAUAUUCAAAGAUGGAAUGUUUAUGGAUUGCAUAUGAGAACGAAUAACAACGCCGAAGGUGGUCUUACAGCUCGACCAAAAACAAAGAAAACACUUGCUAUUCAACAUCGAAUUGAUACAUUAUAUAUUCGUUAUGAUAAUGGUGAUAUUAAUGCUAAUGAACUUCUCAAUGGAUUGUCUUAUGUUGUUGCUAAAAAUAUUAAAUCAAAAAGAAAAUGA
Molecule: messenger RNA, 1221 nt
Organism: Rotaria sordida
Lineage: Eukaryota; Metazoa; Rotifera; Eurotatoria; Philodinida; Philodinidae
Source: the annotation of a GenBank genome assembly